Molecule: messenger RNA, 2366 nt
Organism: Nannospalax galili (Upper Galilee mountains blind mole rat)
Lineage: Eukaryota; Metazoa; Chordata; Mammalia; Rodentia; Spalacidae
Gene: Arid3a
Product: AT-rich interaction domain 3A
Exons: 9
Coding region: 444-2255 (603 amino acids)
Biological process (GO): regulation of transcription by RNA polymerase II
Cellular component (GO): nucleus
Molecular function (GO): DNA binding
Source: RefSeq, a predicted model, not a curated record
CUGAAAAUUUCUGUCCACUCGGUCUGCGCUCUCCAGCUCCCCUCCUCCUCCUCCCACCCUGGGCGUCCAGGAAUCUACUUGGAGACGAGGGGGCACCCCGGAGAGGCGUCCUGGGAAAGCUUGGAAAAGUGGGGGGUACCCUGGAGAGACACCCACCACCUCCUCCUGAGUCCCUGGGGCUGCUGAAUCACCGGCGAGGAGUCCUUCAACACUUGAAUGAGCCAGCUGCCAGCCGCCACUAUCCUUGGAUGCCCCCCAUAACCCCUGGCAUGUCCAACCGGCCGUCAGAGGCCUGAGUCAUCCCGUGACCCCAACCCCCGGCCACCCUGCACUGUCCCGGCUCCCCCGAGGCUCCCACGCUGCAGUGCGGCCGAGACCCGUCCCCACAGGGGCCACCCCUGCCGGCUGCCCCUGGUGCCCGGGGUGGCCCGGGCCGCAGGGCCAUGAAACUGCAGGCGGUGAUGGAGACCCUCCUGCAGAGACAGCAGCGAGCCAGGCAGGAGCUGGAGGCCCGACAGCCACAGCCCCCCCCAGAGCCCCCCACGAGUGUUCGGGCCCGGGGGGCCCCUACAGAAGAGGACAGAGAGCCAGACAGUGCCCGCAUGCAUAGGACGCAGAUGGCUGCCCUGGCCGCCAUGCGUGCAGCUGCUGCCGGCCUGGGGAACCCGGCAUCUCCCAGUGGCUCUGCAGACCAGCACCCCAACUCAGAGGAUGAGGACACAGCCCAGGAAGGGUCUCUGGGAUCACCUGUCCUGCGAGGAGGACGUGCCCAGGAAGGACCCGGGCAAACGGACAGAGACGGGCAUCUGAUGAAUGUGGACUUUGAUGAGGAUGAGUGUUUCUUGUCCGUUUUCAGAAAACCCAAGUGGGAAGAGGAGGAAGAACUGGAUGAGGACCUGGGGGAUGAAGAGGAAGAGGAGGAUGACUUUGAGGACGAGGAUGAAGAGGACGAGGAAGGCCUGGGUUCCCUGGGACCUGCUGGCCUGGGCUCCCCAGGCCUGUUCUCGCGCAAGACCCAGCCUGCUCAGACUUCCCGAGGGGACCCCAGGGCUAUGGGAGGCCCUGAAAGGCCAGGACCCAGUCCGAUCCAUCCCAGUCAUGUGACAUCCCAGAUGCCACCACCAGACCAUGGAGAGUGGACCUUUGAAGAGCAGUUCAAACAGCUCUAUGAACUGGAUGCCGACCCCAAGAGGAAGGAGUUCCUGGACGAUCUGUUCAGCUUCAUGCAGAAGCGGGGGACGCCCGUGAACCGAAUCCCCAUCAUGGCCAAGCAGGUCCUCGACCUGUACAUGCUGUACGUGCUCGUGACUGAGAAGGGCGGCCUGGUGGAGGUCAUCAACAAAAAGCUGUGGCGGGAGAUCACCAAGGGGCUCAAUCUGCCCACCUCCAUCACCAGCGCAGCCUUCACACUGCGCACACAGUACAUGAAAUACCUUUACCCCUAUGAGUGUGAGCGCCGAGGGCUGAGCAGCCCCAAUGAACUCCAGGCUGCCAUCGACAGCAACCGGCGGGAGGGCCGGCGCCAGAGCUUCGGGGGCUCACUCUUCGCUUAUUCACCUGGCAGCGCCCAUGGCAUGCUUUCCUCACCCAAGCUGCCUGUAACGUCCCUGGGCCUGGCUGCCAGCACCAAUGGCAGCUCCGUCACCCCUGCACCCAAGAUCAAGAAAGAGGAAGACUCUGCCAUCCCCAUCACUGUCCCAGGCCGCCUGCCUGUGUCUCUGGCGGGUCACCCUGUUGUGGCAGCCCAGGCCGCUGCUGUGCAGGCAGCAGCAGCCCAGGCAGCUGUUGCAGCUCAGGCAGCUGCCCUGGAGCAGCUCCGGGAGAAGCUGGAGUCGGGGGAGCCUGUGGAAAAGAAGAUGGCUCUGGUUGCUGAUGAACAGCAGCGUCUCAUGCAGCGAGCUCUGCAGCAGAACUUCCUGGCCAUGACAGCCCAACUGCCCAUGAACAUCCGAAUCAACAGCCAAGCCUCUGAGAGCCGCCAGGACUCAACCAUGAGUCUGACCAGCGCUAAUGGCAGCAACAGCAUCACUAUGUCUGUGGAAAUCAACGGCAUCGUGUACACAGGGGUGCUGUUUGCCCAGCCACCGCCCCCCACGCCACCCUCUGCUCCCAGCAAAGGUGGCCCAGGUAGUGGCACCAACAAUACCGCGGGCAGUCGGACAGGAGCCAGUGGUACGACCAGCUCGGGCAGCCAGGUGGGACCAGCAGGGGUGUCCACGCCCCCCACAUCUACCUCAAAUAACUCCUUGCCUUAAGGAAGCCAGGUCACAUCGCUGUCCACCUGCCACGUCCCUCAUUGGCUACUGGAACCCUGCAGCCACAUGGGGGAAGUCGGAUUUCUGAGGACCCACAAGACGCCAAAAAGA